GUUAUCGCCUCCACUCUAUUCUUCACGCACACACUUUCGCACUUCUUCACACGCAACUUCCUCUCUUAUAACCUCACUGCUAUAUAUACUCACACUUGCGUUCUUCUUUCUUCAACUUAAAAACACUUUUACUACUCUUCACUGAAAAAGAAAGAUAGUAAUAAUAAUGGCACUUGAAGCUCUAAGUUCGCCAAGAUUAGCUUCUCCGGUUCCAACUCUGUUUCAAGAUUCUGCUGUUGGCUUCCAUGGUAGCAAAGGCAAACGAUCUAAGCGGUCAAGAUCCGAGUUCGACCGCAGUCUCACUGAGGAUGAGUAUAUCGCUUUGUGUCUCAUGCUUCUUGCUCGCGACGGGAAUCGAACCCGCCACCUGCCUUCUUCUUCUUCCUCGCCGCCUCUGCUUCCUACUCUUACUUCUACUCAUCUCCACAAGUGCAGCGUCUGCGACAAGGCGUUUUCUUCUUACCAGGCUCUCGGUGGGCACAAGGCGAGUCACCGGAAAAACUCAUCGCAGACUCAGUCUAGCGGAGGAGAUGAGAAAUCCACGUCGUCGGCGAUAACCAUCGCGAGCCACGGCGGCGGCGGAGGAGGAAGUGUGAAAUCUCACGUUUGCUCGAUCUGCAACAAGUCUUUCGCGACAGGUCAAGCGCUCGGGGGCCACAAACGGUGCCACUACGAAGGCAAGAACGGGAGCAGCAGCGAAGGUGUGGGGUCCACAAGCCACGUCAGCAGCGGCAGCCAUCACCACCACCGUGGGUUUGACCUCAACAUCCCGCCGAUACCGGAAUUCUCGACGGUCAACGGAGAAGAAGAGGUGAUGAGCCCCAUGCCGACCAAGAAACUGAGGCUCGAGUAGAACUUAUAAAGGAGUUACAGAUUCAGCUAGCAGUUACAUGAAUUUGUUAUACUGUACAUAAUACCAAUUUUUAGAUUCCACUUCUUGUUAUUCUUCAUUGAAUCAGUAGUAUUCCUUCUUGUAAUAUUUUUGUGUAGUUUUCUUGUCUUCUUUACCUAAAGUUAUCGUUUAAAGAAAAACGACCUUGUUAAAACUA
This is a messenger RNA of Brassica napus (rape), 1049 nucleotides long. Its product is annotated as zinc finger protein ZAT6. Lineage: Eukaryota; Viridiplantae; Streptophyta; Magnoliopsida; Brassicales; Brassicaceae. The coding region runs from base 167 to 853 and encodes 228 amino acids. Gene Ontology annotation, biological process: response to stress. Gene Ontology annotation, molecular function: DNA-binding transcription factor activity. The transcript has a single exon. The record is from RefSeq and is a predicted model, not a curated record.